AUGGGUUCCCUCAGUCCAGACUUCAAGAAGCCCUGGAUCCAAACACCAUGCAUCGCAUCAGCGACCCUCUCCCGCGCAGCAGGAUGCAACAUCUUCCUCAAACUUGAGAACCUCCAGCCCUCUGGGUCCUUCAAAUCCCGUGGCGUCGGCAACCUCAUGGUCCGCGCCGCGGCCGACGCCGCACCCGGCCAAGACUCCCACUUCUACUGCUCCUCCGGCGGCAACGCCGGCCUCGCCUGCGCGACGUCGGCCAUCGCCCUGAACCGCAAGGCCACCAUCGUCGUGCCAAUGACUACCUCCCCGCUCAUGAUUUCCAAGCUGCGCCUCCUCGGCGCCGACGUCCGCCAGAUCGGCGCCAACUGGGCCGAGGCGGACCGCCACCUCCGCGAGGAGAUGCUCGGCAAGGACACCGCUGGCGUGUACGUCCCUCCCUUUGACCACCCGCACGUCUGGGACGGCGCGUCCACCAUCGCCGACGAGCUGGUCUCGCAGAUGGGCGCGGCGGACGUCGAGGUCAGCGCCAUAGUGUGCUCCGUUGGCGGCGGCGGCCUGCUGGCCGGUCUCGCGCAGGGCGUCUCGCAGAACCGGUGGCCCGGCGACGGCCGAGAGCCGCGGCUGGUGGCCGUGGAGACCGUCGGCGCCGACAGCCUCAACGCGAGCGUCCUUGCUGGAGAGCUGGUUACGCUGCCCGGGAUCAAGUCCAUUGCGGGUUCCCUCGGGGCGGUGCGUGUUGCGGCGAGGGCGUGGGAGGUGGCGAGGGACACGCCCGGCUUCCAGAGCGUGACGGUCACCGAUGCGGAGGCGGCCUUGGCGUGUGUGCGCUUCGUCGAUGAUGCGCAGUUGGUGGUUGAGGUUGCUUGUGGUGCGACGAUUGCGACCGCCUAUAAUGGCGCGCUCAGGAAGCAUUUGGGUGCCGGCCUGUCGGAUGAGGAGUGGGCGAAGCAGAACAUUGUGCUCAUUGUUUGCGGCGGUUCCAAUGUCACAAUGGAGAUGUUGAACGAAUACAGUGCAACGUUUGGGAAUGCGUGA
Messenger RNA from Colletotrichum orchidophilum, 1029 nucleotides. Its product is annotated as pyridoxal-phosphate dependent enzyme. The record is from RefSeq and is a predicted model, not a curated record. The transcript has 2 exons. Bases 1 to 1029 code for a protein of 342 amino acids. Gene Ontology annotation, molecular function: pyridoxal phosphate binding; L-serine ammonia-lyase activity; threonine deaminase activity. Lineage: Eukaryota; Fungi; Ascomycota; Sordariomycetes; Glomerellales; Glomerellaceae. Gene Ontology annotation, biological process: L-threonine catabolic process; L-serine catabolic process.